This is a messenger RNA of Chaetomium fimeti, 1973 nucleotides long. RefSeq names its product nucleotide-diphospho-sugar transferase. The coding region runs from base 93 to 1787 and encodes 564 amino acids. Gene Ontology annotation, molecular function: translation initiation factor activity; guanyl-nucleotide exchange factor activity. Gene Ontology annotation, biological process: cytoplasmic translational initiation; biosynthetic process. Gene Ontology annotation, cellular component: eukaryotic translation initiation factor 2B complex; guanyl-nucleotide exchange factor complex. The transcript has 3 exons. Lineage: Eukaryota; Fungi; Ascomycota; Sordariomycetes; Sordariales; Chaetomiaceae. The record is from RefSeq and is a predicted model, not a curated record.
GCUAGAUUCUCAAAAAUCUAUCCUCCUCCGAGUCACAAAUCCACCAAAACCGCAGUCAAUUCCUCGAUUGCGGGGCAGAAUCCGGCUUCAAGAUGCCCCACGCAGUCAGUAUCGCGACCCCGGGGCUCCAGGCCCUGAUUCUUUGCGGCCCGGGCAGCUCAUUCCCAACUUUCACAUCAAAUCCCGAUGAGAACCCCAAGGCUCUUCUCCCUAUUGCCAAUAGGCCCAUGGUCUGGUAUCCCCUUGAGUUUUGCUAUCGGGCAGGGAUAACAAAUAUAACACUGGUCUGCCCACCUUCGGCUGCAGAGGCUAUCACCACUGCUCUGAAGACGAACCCUUUUCUGACUAGCCUGCCAUUCCCCCGGCCCGACCUCCUGGCGCCAAAAGACCUAGACCAGAACACAGGAACAGCCGAAAUACUCCGCCUUCCCGAACUACAGACCGCCGUUACGUCUGACUUCGUAGUGCUCCCCUGCGAUCUUGUCUGCGAGCUAGGCGCAGACAAGCUACUACAGGCAUGGAUGGUCAAAUCAGCUAGCCUCGAGGACCUCGUCGGGGAUUCGCCAUCUCGCGGCGCGCGAAGUGGCGGGCUGGGUGUGUAUUACCAAACCAAAACAGCCACGCCCAUUAAGGGCGAAGAAACGGACUUUGUGGCGACUAUCCCACUACCACCGACCUCGGUCCUCCCCCCAAAGGGCUCUCUGUUCCCCGACAUGGCGAAGGUGGUCUACUCGAUGCCAACAGAUUCUCUCAAGGACGUUGUGGAAGAAAAGAAGGGCUUCCCUGUACGGCACGGGCUACUCCGACAACACGCCCGUGUAAAAAUACUGACCACCCACCGCGACGCCCACAUCUACAUCUUCCCGCAUUGGGUCAUGCAAUUUAUCAAGGAGAACGAGCGGCUCGAGACUAUCGGCGAGGACGUCAUCGGAUGGUGGGUCAAGGCCGGCUGGCAAAAGGGUCUCUCCACCAAGCUCGGCCUCGACAGUAUCCUCCAGCGGCCCGACAGCGGCAGUGCUGACGGGCACGCCAGCCCGGGCGAACACAAACCCACCAGCACGCGCAAACUCGGCGUCGACUCCCGCGCCGCCGACGCGCCCAACACAGUCGUCUCGGCCAACGACUCCGAUGGCAGCGACAGCCACUCGGACAACAGCGACGACAACAACCGCGCCCGUGCCGAAACCGAGGCCCCCAUCCCGCCAAUGCUCGCCUACAUCCACCCGACGGGCCCGUCGGACCCUCUGAUCCGGCGCGUCGACACGGCCCAGCUGCUGCUGCAGAUAUCGCUGCAGCUGGCCAAGCUCCCCUCGCUCGAGGAGACGGGGCCGGACGGCCCCGCGUCGCCCUUCGCGCACGCGCGCAAGGUGGCGUACCCGGAGGGGGUCAAGUCGCGCACGACCAUCACCAAGCAGGACAGCCUGGUGGCGGACAACGUGACGGUGCAGGAGAAGACGUCCAUCAAGGAGUGCGUGGUGGGCGCCAACUGCCAGAUCGGCGAGGGCGCCAAGCUGUCGCAGUGCCUGCUCAUGGACGGCGUCGUCGUCGGCAAGAACUGCAAGCUGACCAAGUGCAUCCUGGGCAAGCGCAGCGAGCUCGGCGACGGCUGCGUGCUGACCGAGUGCGAGGUGCAGGAGAAUUUGCUGGUCGAAGCUAAGACCGAAGCAAAAGACGAAAAGUUCAUGUCCUCUUCAGGCCUCGAAGCAACCCAGCAGGAGCUCGAUGCCUUUGGGGACGAGGACGGGGGAGACGACGAGGACGAAGACGACGAGGAUUCCGACGAGUAGACUGAGCUUGGUAGAACCCAGUCUAUCUAUUGUUAGACGAGCUGAACAUAUAGCCCCCAUCAUCGUCGGGUAAACAAGUCAGUUCCGUCUGCCACGGCAUUGCAUGGUGGGGAUGUUUGAUGUCUAGCAGUUUCAGAGCGGCCCGCUCCUGAGGCUGUACCUGUAUGGAUAGGUACCUAUGCAACG